CAAGUUGAAACAUUUCAGCGCUUUUUACCAUCAGAAUUCGGAAUGGAUCCUUCGCGUAUGGGACAUGCAAUGCCACCAGGAAGUGAAACAUUUGAACAAAAAAUGGAAGUACGAAAUGCAAUCGAAGCCGCGGGGAUCCCCCACACAUACCUCGUCGGCGCUUGUUUUGCCGCAUACUUCGGUGGGAACUUAUCUCAAAUGGGAACUUUGGUGCCUCCCAAAAAAAGAGUUGAUAUCUAUGGAGAUGGAAAUGUUAAAGUGAUAUUCGUGGAUGAAGAUGAUAUGGCAAAAUAUACCGCAAAGACGCUUAAUGAUCCCCGAACGAUGAAUAAAACUGUGUACGUUAGACCUGCCGACAACAUUCUCACACAUUUGGAACUCGUUCAAAUAUGGGAGAAACUAACCGGAAAAGUAUUGGAGAAGACAUAUGUUUCAGCACACGACUUUCUUGCUGACAUUGAAGAUAAGGAAAUAGCGCACCAAGCGGGAUUAGGACAUUUCUAUCACAUAUACUACGAAGGUUGUCUCACAGAUCAUGAAGUCGGAGACGACGAAGAAGCUUCUAAACUCUAUCCAGAAGUGAAGUACACACGCAUGGAUGAAUAUUUGAAAAUUUUCGUAUGAUUUUUGGUUGAACCAAAAUACAUACAUAUAUGGAAAACAUAUCCGCCAUUUGCUAAGUUUUCAUUCCUUUUUUUCAGUGUUGUUGUUUCGUUAAAGAAUAAAGAUGUUAUUCUGUGUU
Molecule: messenger RNA, 742 nt
Organism: Camelina sativa (false flax)
Lineage: Eukaryota; Viridiplantae; Streptophyta; Magnoliopsida; Brassicales; Brassicaceae
Source: RefSeq, a predicted model, not a curated record